GAAGGCACUGCUGCUGGAGGUGUAAUGGACAUUGAUACUGCUUUACAAGAGGUGCUGAAGACCGCCCUGGUCCAUGAGGGCCUAGCACAGGGAAUUCGAGAAGCUGCCAAGGUUUAUGACAAUAAGAAACUAGGGGGAUGGGUUGUUAUUGCAAAAGUGGCAGAGAAGGGAAACCCCCGCAAAGUGGUUGGUUGCAGUGGCGUGGUUGUUAAGGACUAUGGCAAAGAAUCCUGGGCCAAGGAUGUCAUCGACAAGUAUUUCAGAUGCAAGAAAUGAACAAAUAAAAAAUUUGAUUCUCAAAAAAAAAAAAAAAAGUGUUGGUAUAAGGAAGUCAUUCUGGGUUGGAAAAAGGGAGGAACUUUAUUGAAGGAGAAAGAAAGAAGCCCUCUUAUUUUCCUCCUCCUUCUUUUCCUCUUUCUCCAGUGCCCUCUUGGUCAUCAAGAAUGAGGCACCAACUCCCCCUGGAAUCGCUCGUGGGACCACCUCAGCCCAGCGUAGAUUUACUAUUUCACAUUGACAACAUACUCAGCACCACACAAAACAGGAGAUUUAUUGAUUUGUUUGCUCACUUUAUCAAGGCCAUUUCCUCCAUAGAGGAGAGGAAGAGGGAGAG
This is a messenger RNA of Loxodonta africana (African savanna elephant), 613 nucleotides long. RefSeq names its product small ribosomal subunit protein eS12-like. Gene Ontology annotation, cellular component: cytosolic small ribosomal subunit; ribosome. The record is from RefSeq and is a predicted model, not a curated record. Gene Ontology annotation, molecular function: structural constituent of ribosome. Bases 25 to 276 code for a protein of 83 amino acids. The transcript has 2 exons. Gene Ontology annotation, biological process: translation. NCBI's taxonomy places the organism in Eukaryota, Metazoa, Chordata, Mammalia, Proboscidea, Elephantidae.